Podospora pseudocomata is the source of this 2135-nucleotide messenger RNA. RefSeq lists its product as uncharacterized. Gene Ontology annotation, biological process: extracellular matrix organization; collagen catabolic process; proteolysis. Gene Ontology annotation, molecular function: zinc ion binding; metalloendopeptidase activity. The record is from RefSeq and is a predicted model, not a curated record. Lineage: Eukaryota; Fungi; Ascomycota; Sordariomycetes; Sordariales; Podosporaceae. Gene Ontology annotation, cellular component: extracellular matrix. The transcript has 3 exons. The coding region runs from base 456 to 1751 and encodes 431 amino acids.
GGCUAUGCAGUAGCCCCAGGGGAAAGAGAUAAGAUACCUUGAGCUACAGCCAAGACCCCAGAGCCCGGCAGAGCUGAGCCAUCAACACCAAUCAGAAGAACGAAUUCUUCCCAUUGAUCGUGAUAAGAUAGGGGUGAAAGGUACCUGUGUGUAUCGGAGAGCUCGCCGGUCCAGGAGGUGGUGCAACAACAAGACAAGCCCAGUGACGCAGUUGCUCGUUCCCUCGUCGACUUUCGCUUCGCCGUACUCUUCAACCAAACCAAACCAUCAAAUCCCCAUUUCCAUCGUCGCUCCCAGCAUAUUCUAUUCUAAUUAUCUCUUUUACAACAUUUUCUUUUCCCACUUACAGUCUUCUUGAACGCUCUUUGUACGGCCUUCAAUUUGCUUGAUCGCCCAAACCACCCCGUAAUUCGAGAGCGCUCGUAGUAGCGCUCUCAAGCCCCAGGUUUCGUCUGAUGGCCGCUUCUGACUUGUUGGUCUCGGACCGCUCGACAGGCAGAGCGUCAUCGUCGGACGAAAGCGAAACGUCCACCAUCCGUACACGCACCCUCGCCGAGCCCUCAACUGCCCUCACCGUCCCCACCGUCGAUCCCAUUGGAACACAGGUAAUUGAAACCGAGAAGAAACACCGUGAAUAUAGUCGCGGCGAGUUGAAGCGUCUGGAUACCAUCGCCGACAAGAAGACUCGGAUUGAACAAGAGGUGGGACAUGCAGCCGGUGGAGCGGGGCCCUGCCCACCUGGGGACUACUCUGCCGGCUUGGAGCUUGAUGAUGAGGACGAAUCUGCUGUGCGCCACCUAGCUAUCGAGAACAGCCCCCUGGCCGGCCGUACCGAGGCUAUAUUGUUGGCAUCCACCGCUGUCAUCUUUUUUGCUAUUCUCUUCAACGAAAAGGCAUGCAGCAAGGUGUUGCUGAUUCCGUCCAUCGCUUUUUUGGUGAUGCUUGGCAGGGUCUUGUCCACCCAUGCAGCCAAUAAUCUCUCCGCCUUGCCAGAUGCACCCCUCCAUUGCGUGACCCAAGGGCACGGCAGCGACGGCGCGUUCCGAGCCCAGAUUGGCCUGCCAGGACACCAAGUACCACGCUGGGCUACCGGGACAAAGCUCCGCUAUGUCAUUUGUGCCGAGACGUUUCCCCAUCCCGAGGACGCAGCCCUUGCAGCGAGCAACCUCGCCCAGGCCAUCGACCAGUUUGCAGAUGUUCCCGUCACCUUUGAGGAGGUGACCCGCAACACCAAGGCCCACUUCCGCGUGGUCUACAAGGAUCCUGUCUGCGCAGACGAAGCCAACGUCCUUGCAAGCGCCUUCUUCCCCAACAGGGGACCCCGCAACAAACGCACUCUUCACAUCUACGCCCUGGCUUUCCGCAAAAGGCAUAUCGGAAGCCAGGUGCAGGUUCUCGCCCACGAGGUUGGCCAUAUCUUGGGUCUGAGGCACGAGUUUGCCCCGGAGUCAGCAGAAUGCCGCUCGUUUACCUACGGCCGCCGCAACCCCGAUAGCAUUAUGAGUUACCCCGCCGAUUGGAGCACAGCCAAGGUGACGCAGCAGGACAUUGAUGAGCUGAGGGGUUUAUACUUGGACACACGCCUAUUUCUCCAGGACGACGCCGGUGAUGACUGGCACUUCCAAACCAUCACCCCGCACCCGUUUUUGUACCCUUACGAGAACACGCGCAGAAACUGGGGCUUUAUGGCAGCCUUCUGGUCGUUUAGGCGGUUCCAGAGGCACCAACAGGGAAAUGCCACCGCACGUUAGAAACAGGUGGUGGUGAUACUUCCAAUGUCUUAAUUAGUUGAUCUUGAAGGUUUACGACUGGCUAUGUGUAUAAACACUAGUAUAUAUGCAUUUACAUCUAUUCUGGCAAUGUUGGAAAAGCGGGGGCUUGAGUGGAUUGCAUUAGGUUGGUGGGACGGCUGGGGCUUGUGGUGAGAAAUGCAGUGAUGAGUAAUAGAAGCGUGGAGUUUGGGUAUCGUGGGGUUCAUGCAAGCAAGCGUGCAUACAGCAGGUUGGUUACUGGGCAUUAGGUUAGGUUUUUCGCUUCGUGUACUCGGCAUCUGCUGGAUUUUGUUCUCUUCAUCUGGGUCUAUAACACUCGUUUACUGCACGACCACAAUUUAUGGAGGUAGCUUGGGUACUUUA